UUGAAAGCUUCAUGAAUUUUACAUUUUGAUAUAUUCACUAAUCACAUGUUAUAUCCCUUUGGCAGAUAGCUCACAACAUGCAGGAACAAUCAAUUGAGAAGCGGUACCAACCCAAAAUAUUCGCCAAUCGUAGACCUUAAUAAGGCUGAACUAGCACCACAUUUUUAGAUCGAGAAAGUCGGUGACACAAGUUGUUUUACCAUCUAUUUCCCAAGUCAUCUUUCUUUUCAGUUUUGUGCUUUUUAUCUUCGACUGUCAUACAAAAGUUAUCUUUGAGGUGUAUUAUUUUGCAACCGGGUAUUCAGAUAUUCAGCUAUCCACAGUCAAUCAUAACAUACUUCAAGAUGUCCUCUGAGCCAGUAACAGAGAAGUCAAUCGAAGUCGCAGGCAUCGAGAAGGAAAUGGCAGGUGUUAAUUUGGGAAGCGUCACCAACGGAACGACAUCUCCAAAGUCAAUUGAGGAGAGCGGACCAAGCCCUCUGAGAGCGCCGUUCCUAAAUCCUCUCGAGUCUUCGAAACCUCCCCCCACCCCAGAACUUACGGAAGAACAACAAAAGAAAUACGAGGCGCUGUUAGAAACUGUCAAAUCAUGGACGGAAAUUCCAGCCAAGGAUUCUAAAGGUGGCCCUCUCACAGAUGAGGAACGGUUAUGGUUGACCAGAGAAUGUUUGUGCCGUUACUUGCGAGCAACAAAAUGGUCUGCUACGGAAGCUCCAAAACGACUUUUAGGGACUUUGACUUGGAGACGGGAGUAUGGUGUGAGCGGUCUCACGGGCGAUGAUCUUUCAAUUGAAAAUGAAACUGGCAAACAAUUUAUCUUUGGUUAUGACAACGAAGGUCGACCAUGUCAUUAUUUGAACCCUGGAAGACAAAAUACCGAACCUAACCCCAAGCAAGUACAGCAUUUAGUAUUCAUGCUUGAGCGAUGUAUUGAUUUAAUGAUACCGGGUCAAUUUACUCUCGCAUUGUUAAUCAACUUCAAAGCCAGUAAGAGCAGGUCGAACACAGCACCUGGCAUUGGGCAGGCUAGAGAAGUCUUGAAUAUUCUUCAGACUCACUAUCCUGAACGACUUGGAAGGGCCUUGAUUAUCAACAGUAAGUCUCCUACGAUGACAAACGCAUUCCUCACUAACUCCUUUUAAGUUCCCUGGAUGGUUAACGGCUUUUUCAAACUCAUCACGCCAUUCAUCGAUCCCCUGACCAAAGAAAAGCUGAAGUUUAAUGAUGAUAUGAAGCAACAUGUACCUCCUCAGCAACUCUGGGCCGAGUUUGAUGGAGAACUUGCAUUCGAGUAUGAUCAUGCAACCUACUGGCCGGCGUUAAUUCAGACGUGUCAGGAGCGACAAAAGAUUGCGUUUGAACGCUGGGUCGAAGCGGGGAAGCAUAUCGGAGAAAGUGAGGUUUAUUUGAAGGGUGCAAAUGUUCCUGGUAUUGGCGGUGCUGCAGCUGAAGAGUCGUCAUCAAAUGGCCAUGCUGUCGAGCCAAAAACAGACGGAACAUCAUCCACAAGUGCCUAGAUCUUAAUAUCCGCAUUCUAUUUUCAGUAUCUUCUUUCUUAACAAGCCUAAACUUUAAUUGCUUCAUAGACAUUUUACAAUAAAGUCCUUAUUUAAUCUCCAUUGCCAAUUCCUAAAUUCUACACUCCAGACUACA
Molecule: messenger RNA, 1653 nt
Organism: Sclerotinia trifoliorum
Lineage: Eukaryota; Fungi; Ascomycota; Leotiomycetes; Helotiales; Sclerotiniaceae
Source: the annotation of a GenBank genome assembly